Messenger RNA from Amborella trichopoda, 2173 nucleotides. RefSeq names its product protein RETICULATA, chloroplastic. The record is from RefSeq and is a predicted model, not a curated record. Gene Ontology annotation, biological process: plant organ development. Gene Ontology annotation, cellular component: chloroplast inner membrane. NCBI's taxonomy places the organism in Eukaryota, Viridiplantae, Streptophyta, Magnoliopsida, Amborellales, Amborellaceae.
GAGAGAGAGAGAGCCCAUCAACGAGUAGACUAAAAGCCAGUCGUUUUUUAGAGUGAGAAACAGCGCGAACUGAGGACAAACAUAGCACGUCGGCGAAUCCAUCGCCGUGCUGAUUAUUAUUAGGAACUCUCGCCGCGCCGCCGCGAAGUGAGAAUCUCAGUUACUGAUAUAAACUUUCCGAUAAUUUGUAUAUAAAUGGUUCCUCUUCUGAGUUGCCCUAAUCGCUCUCACGAAGUCGCCCGCGUUCCUCUAGUUCUCUCUCUCUAAUUCAAGGGCUCUCGUUUCCUUUUGAACUAACUUCUGAAUCCUGAUAUGUUCACCUACUCUGGAAACGGUGAAUUCAUUUAUGCGAUGUUUUUUUUUUUCUAUUGAUUCAGUCGUUUGUUACUGGAAGUUCAGUUUCGUAAAGUUCCUAGUUCUAUGAGACAAUAAGUGGUAGCAAAUGGCAAGUAAUGGAUCAAUGUGGUUUUUUUCUUAUUGGUAGGCUCGUAACUGAGGGUUACUUUAUUCGCCGACUUCUCAGUGCUUUUGCAGUGACUGAACUAUAAAUCCGCGGACUCAGUAGAUUGAUUUUUUGGGAAUCUCCCACCAAUACAAUACAUUUUAACAGUCUAAGAUAACAGUUGAUAUGGCUUUCUGUUCGGUAAGAUAUGGAUCAAGUUUGCAGUGCCAUAGAUUAAACUCUGAAACCUCAAUCGAGAAGCGGGUGUUGCCAAAUACGGCUGUUUUAUUGAGAGUUGUGAAAAGCCAUGAUUUUGUUUUAGUCACACAACAAUUUCGCUCACAGAAGAGAAGAAUAAUUAAGAUUAGGAGUGAAUUGAGGCAACAAUCUGACUACAUUGAUGUGCCAAUUCAAAACGUUGAUGAGGACAUUUCGGAUAGUAUUGUGGAGAAGAGUUCUGAUAACGUAGUUGAGAAGAGCUUUUUGCAUGAAACUGAUCAUGGGUCAGGAGGAGAUUCUUUCAAUGGAGGGGGUGCUAAUGGAAAAUAUCCACCAGGAGGGGGAGGAGGUGAUGAUUUCGAAAGUGAGGACAAAGAAGAAGAGGAAUUUGGACCAAUUUUGAGAUUUGAUGAAGUAAUGAGAGAGACAGAGGCUCGUGGUGUCGUUCUUCCUUCUGAUAUGUUAGAGGCAGCAAAGACCACAGGCAUUCGUAAGAUCCUUCUUUCUAGAUACCUGGAUUUGCAGGAUGCGAUAUGGCCUCUAGGUGUAGCCAUGCAGUCUUGUUCUUUGCUCCGCAACCGAAUGCUUGCUGAUCCAUCAUUCUUAUUUAAAGUGGGGACAGAGAUUGUUAUAGAUACUUGUUGUGCAACUUUUGCCGAGGUCCAAAAGAGAGGAAAGGACUUCUGGGCAGAGUUUGAAUUGUAUGUUGCGGAUAUGCUAGUCGGGGUGGUGGUUAAUAUUGCUUUGGUUGGUAUGUUAGCACCUUAUGCCCGUUUUGGUCAGCCAACAGCUUCCAAGGGGUUCUUUGGAAGCGUUCGUCAUGCUUACAAUGCUUUACCUAGCAGUGUAUUUGAAGCUGAGAGACCGGGCUGCAGAUUUUCAAUCAAGCAGCGUAUUGCUACUUACUUCUAUAAGGGUGUGCUCUAUGGAUCAGUUGGAUUCGCAUGUGGGCUUAUAGGCCAAGGAAUUGCAAAUUUGAUCAUGACAGCUAAGAGGAAUUUGAAGAAAUCGGAAGGGGACAUACCAGUGCCACCCCUUAUAAAAAGUGCAGCACUUUGGGGGGUCUUUCUUGCUGUCUCCUCCAACACUCGGUACCAAAUCAUCAAUGGCUUGGAACGUUUAGUUGAAACAUCGCCUUUGGCUAAACAGGUUCCACCAGUUGCUUUGGCCUUCACUGUUGGCAUACGCUUUGCGAAUAACACAUAUGGGGGUAUGCAGUUCGUGGACUGGGCUCGAUGGAGUGGCGUGCAAUAAUUCUUCGUUUCUUUUUUUAAUUUCCUUUUGUUGUUGUAAUACUAUAGAGAAAUGUGGGCUUUUCCGCCAUGAAAAAAAGUGGAAUUCUCUUUGCACCUAUGAACUAUUGUGUAAUUGUUGAACAGGCCUGUAGCAUGGCGCUUGUCCAUUGCACAGAGGCCAUCAUUUUUCUUGGCAGUUGAAUUCUUACCUGAUUGACCGUGUGCUCUGGAUUUAUAUGUCCUAAUGGAAUGGGAAACCAUAGAGGUUAAGAGAUAA